This is a messenger RNA of Dendroctonus ponderosae (mountain pine beetle), 754 nucleotides long. RefSeq lists its product as uncharacterized. Bases 52 to 729 code for a protein of 225 amino acids. The record is from RefSeq and is a predicted model, not a curated record. The transcript has 3 exons. Lineage: Eukaryota; Metazoa; Arthropoda; Insecta; Coleoptera; Curculionidae.
GAAAAACAGCCUACAGUUCAUUAGGACGCAGUCGUUUGAAACCUUGACAACAUGCUGGGAAAGUUUGUGCUUUUGAUCGCCGCCAGUGCAGUGUUGAGUUCUGAGCUUAAAGUGGACGUCGAGGAUCUGCUAACUUUGUACGAGCGCAUCGACAGUGAGAUCAAAAACACUCAGCAUGAAGUCCAGAUUGAGCUUCGCGAUGUGAUCAUUCCCAUGGACACUCUUCUGGACGACGCUGCUAAAUACGUGAUGGGAAACUUGACUGUGGCAGCCGAGCCCUACUGGACAGCAAUUGCUUCUAUGGAAGCAGAAGCUGAAGCUGCAGGUGAAGAUAUUUCCGUUUGCGUCAACGCAGGCAACGAAGAAUUGUACGCAUUAAACGAAACAACAGUGAACGUUCCAUUGGAGAAAAUCGCUGCUUACAGAAGAGAGGGAAACGAGACGCUCUACCAAAGUUCCAUGUUGGGUGGACAGGCUGUCGAAGAGCUUCUGGAGCUGGAAGUCCAAGUAAAAGCUUGUUCUGAGCCAGCAUGUGCCGAAGAGCUUUAUAACGCUCUGAUUGAGUUCCAUGGCAGGGCCAAAGAAAUGCUGUAUGAAGCAGUUGACAAUGCAAACACAUACUUGAACGAAUUGCCCGAGAAACUCGCUCCUGUGAACAUCGAUGCCGAUGACUACAAGGAGAAAUUCACCGCAAUUUUAGAAGCCGCGGUGAUUUGUAAUAUUCUAUGAUAAAUAAAUAUGUAAUUGUUUAAAA